AUGCAGCAUUGCAAGAUGCUGGGACACGAGCCAUUACUCCACAAUUUGAAACAAACACAUCGUCAGCCAUUAGAUCUCAGACUGGAAAGUCCAAAAGGAGUCGACACAAACUCGUUUGUGAGGUCGGAUGCUCAUCGACGUCUGCUUGACGAGAUAGGAUUCUUGGACAAGAUCUCCACCAAUGUGAAUGAUGGUAGCGACGAGUCUCUCAAGAGCCUGCUCGCUCAGAUAGCACGUCGACUCGAUGCACUGGAAGACAACAAGGCAGAGAACGAGAUGUCAAAACGAAUGCAUGACCUGGAGUCGAGGUUGGCACAACUUGAAUUAUUGCAAGCUACUCCUCAACAGUUCGUUCCACGUGAGGUUGUGAAUUCCUCAGAUUUGAGCAUUCACCAACUGAACGAAUUGAGAGAUUCACUAUCUAAUGAGAUCGAAGGUAUCAAAGGAAGAUUGGAUGGUGUGAUGAAGGAGAUAGAAGCGCUCAAAGCUGCAAAAAGCAACCUUGAAACCACACAGCUCAUUCAGGACGAGGUCUCAAGCAUCAAAAGCAGAAUGGCAGAGCUCGACAAGUCGCUCACAGGCGCUAAGGAUCCUUCGUCUCCUGCCGAGGGUGAUCUGGAAAGGAUCUGGAUUCGAGGCUACGGCUACACUGAAGCCAGGCUCUUCCCUCUUGGACGAUCGAUCAACAAAUCCGAUGAAGAGAGGUGA
Molecule: messenger RNA, 708 nt
Organism: Guillardia theta CCMP2712
Lineage: Eukaryota; Cryptophyceae; Pyrenomonadales; Geminigeraceae
Exons: 3
Coding region: 1-708 (235 amino acids)
Source: RefSeq, a predicted model, not a curated record